GUCGGUACUCGUUCAUGUUGCGUAUUGGUUUUGUGAUUCCUUAAGGUAAUUCAACCUGUAGAAGCGCAUCUCCAGUACCAGUUAGCGUAGACGACGCCACUAAAGCUCAAUGGGAAGAUGAACACGCUUUUUCGGUACUUCUAACGAGUAAAAAUGAUGAUAUGAAACUGAAAGAAAUGGAAUUCCUGUGAGUAGAGCAUCUCUGGGCGUGCGUAGCUUUAAUAAAAGCGAGUGGUACAACGGCAGUUGGCCAUGGAACAAGGGCAGCUGCAGCAGGAUCGGCUUCGAGUGUCCUCAGUUCCGCAGUAGCGAGUGCAGCAGUGGAUACGGAUACUGCCAAGAUGUGGGAUCAGCUGGUGGCAAAGGCGUUGUACUUGCUACAAGUGGUCGCAACAACAUUAGUGCUCCACGAACACGAAAAUCCCAUCGUCUUUGCCCUAUACCGCAAGCUGCGUUCCGACACGACGAUCAAGUUUCCACGACGCGACCCCAGCGACGCGGUCGGCGUGCCUGACGGCGUCGAAGAAGUCCUGAACCCAAGGGUGGACACGACCUCAAGUCUUUCAUCGGCGAGCAGUGCUCACGGACAGCAGCCCAGUAGCGACGCGGCAGCAACAAGUAACGAGUUGACUCUAACUGAUGGUCGCAUAACGACUGCAGGAGCCGCAGCUUCCUACUCGGAAACGGUUGCUGUCACAAAUGCGAAUUCGAGGGUAUUGACAACCUCGGAGAAGGAAGAUGCAGAUUUUUGGCGAUUGAGCAAUUUGAGAAAAAGAAUAUUGCAAAUGAAUGGCACGGGCUCUCAAGCAGGCCGCUCAGGCAAUACAAAUACUCUUAUGACGGCUCGUCGUGAGGAACAACAGUUGCUGAGCCAUGUUGAAAUUGAGGAGGUCGAGUUUUUUCUUGGUGUUUUGCGUCGCCAGAUAGACCAAGCGCGCGUAGAACGAACGCGACGAGCAGAGGAACAGCGGCUGCAGCAGAGUGUACCUCUUCAUAAUGAAAAUGGACGUGUGACAAAUCAUUCGGGUUCUAGUCCAUCUGAAAACGCCGCAUCUACUCCCACCUCAUCCUCCUUGUUGAUCACGUUUCCUGCCUCGUCCUCCAAUCUGCUACCGUUUGACACUUCUACCACGACCAGUGUGGGUGGAGGAACAACAAAGGAUCUUCUAGACUUCUCUGAGGACGGGGGAUCGCCAAAACCAAGUGCACCACCAGAAGAGGACGACUUAUUCGGCGACUUUCACAAUGCAGUCGAUAGUACUAGCACGUUUGGUCAUACACAAUCACAACAAGAACAAGUUCUACAUGGCUCCUCUGCUCUUGAUGCUGGUGGCGGACAAAAUCCUGGUUCCUUUCGCAGUAGUUAUACUCAAUCCGAUACUUCUACUACAACUUCUAGAAGCAACUACAGUGGCAACUACGCUAAAGCAGAAGUAGAGGAGGAUCUGCAGAUACCUGACACCGAUGUGGCGCAUGGACUGCGGCGAGUGCGGCCCUGGCUAUGCUUUUCGAUACAGGCGCAAGAGGAGGAGCACGCGUUGCUGCGACUCAUGAACCAACUGAGCAGACUGGAUUCCGCCUUAGACAACCACUUCAUUCCGCGGCCACCUCCACCGGAAUGCCCUAAGUGUGGACGGUCCGAUACCAUGGAUCCCCAGGGCCUCGUCUGCUCACGAUGCGGUCGUCUUCAAGACAUAAUCAUUCCCGACAAUGCGGCAGGAAGAGGCUCCACCUCCUAUCCUUUUUCAGCAAGUAGUUCUGGGAAUCACUUGAGAGCACAAAAGCAACUCGUUCUGAUAUCGGAUACGAGAGACAUCGCGCGAGAGGCUAUCGGCAGUGCACAACGAGCUCAAGAUCAUAUAGCAUCUUACACAUUAUCAUCUUCAUCAUCCUGGAACAAGAGUACAGCCUCAGGAAACAAUUAUAGGCAAAAUCAUGUCCUCGAAACUACAAGUAAGAACAAACAGGAUUGGCGAUUCGUCUCCUCGCCCCCGCCUCGUGGCGGGGCAUCAGGAGGAGCAUCGUCCAAUGUGUCUGGAUACUGGUUUAACAGAAGUACGGGACGCGCACAGUGGCAAGCUCCUGGAUGGGUAAAUCGCAUGAACAAUUUCAAGCCGCUGGCAGAAACUUUGGCGCACAUCUCUGACGAAGAAGAAGACGAAGAAAUCAUAGCAGGUAGUGCUGGAAACGGCAUGUUGAGUUACGAUACGACUUCGAACGGCGCCGCUGAAGGGCCUGUGCGACACCAUUUUGGGCCGGACCAAAGAAAUAGGGAGGAGCAGAGGGACCUGAUAAGUGACAGGAGAGCUUUAGAUGCCGAUGAAGACGAAUAACAUCAACCUCCAUUUUUUAAUGAUAUACUAGCCUCCUCUCUAUGUAUCAACCUAUCUUCACAACUACCAAUCUUCUACUUGAGCCAUGAGCGAAAGCGCAGGACCGCAUCUAUGCCAUGAGCGAAAGUACAGGCACACAACAAGCACAAACGUUUAUGCGCGUUAUGGUGCCCGUGCCCUUCUACUAAAUUUGUCAUUUUGGGUUCUCAUCAAUGUGGUUCGUUUUCCGGAGAAGAUGAUAAAACACACUUCGGACGAUGAGAGUUUUUAUUCUGCCUGUCCUUGCGCGCUUCCAGCAAGGAGAGGUGUCUGUCGUGGUUUCAAAGUAGUAGAUCUAACGACGAAUCGAAAGGUGCCAUCUGUGCAAUUGCAUGUCAUUCAUCAACAUUUUCAUACAAAGAGAAUAAUGGCACUCAAU
Amoebophrya sp. A25 is the source of this 2751-nucleotide messenger RNA. The record is from the annotation of a GenBank genome assembly. NCBI's taxonomy places the organism in Eukaryota, Dinophyceae, Syndiniales, Amoebophryaceae.